UCUUUGCCAGUGCUGCGUUCAAACACUGAACCGGAAAAGAAGCGGGUCAUGUGACAUUUUAAACCGGAACUGAAUAGUAAAAACAAUAUAGUGGUUUAACUCUGGGUUUAACACGAAUCACGGCGCACAUAAAUAUUAUUUAGUGUAUUUUUUUCUCAAGUGCUGAGAGAUUUCUAAAGAACACAAAGGAAAACAUUGCAGAAAACGUGCAGCAAUACGAAGCUGGCUCCUCCACUGUCUGUCACGAUGCCCGCUCUACUGGAGAGACCAAAGCUGUCCAAUGCGAUGGCUAGAGCCCUGCAUAAACAUAUCAUGAAAGAGAGAGAGAGGAAAAGACAAGAGGAGGAAGAAGUGGAUAAGAUGAUGGAACAGAAAAUGAAAGAGGAGGAGGAAAGGAAACGAACAAAAGAAAUUGAGGAACGAAUGUCUUUGGAAGAGACUAAAGAGCAGGUUCAAAAAAUGGGUGAAAAAUUGCAGGUGUUGCAAGAGGAGAAACAUCAGCUCUUUUUACAGCUUAAAAAAGUCCUUCAUGAGGAGGAAAAGCGUCGCAGAAAGGAGCAAAGUGAUAUUACAACACUGCCUUCAGCCAGUUAUCAGUCCAACUUACCUCUUCACUCAGGACAGCAUCUACUCAGCAUACAAGGAAGUCCAGUGAGUCACAAUAGAGCCAGUGCUUUGUUGGGGGAGCGCAGUAAACAGUUGUUUCAGACACCUCUGAUGCCUGGCCAUCAAUUCUCCAGUCAGCCAGGUUUCCUCCCUGGUUCCUCGGAGCAUGGGCAGUUCUCAAGUAGCGCUGCGGUCCAUGAGCCAUUUGCUGUCACCCAGGCCCAGCACCACACCUCUUACGGACAUGCUGCUUCUGUGCCCAUCAGCUUUGCAGGCACCACCCAGAUCAGAAGCGCAUCACCUUUCCAGAGCAUGCCAUUCCUGCCCCACCAGCCUCAGGGUUAUGCUGUCCACAGCCAUUUCACUGCCCAGCCAGGAUUUAUCCCUAGUGCUAGUAUCCCCCUUCAGAAACAGCUUGAACACGCCAAUCAGCAGUCUGGCUUUACUGACUCUGCUGCUCUUAGACCCAUGCAUCCACAGGCUUUACAUGUGAGUGCAGCUGGUCUGAUGUCCACUCCAUCCAUGGCUGUCCAGAUCCCUACUGCCAAGGCUCCAUUCCAGAGUUCAUCUCAGCAAGCAUCACGUCACGCCUUCGUCCCUCACGCUCAAGCUGGACAGAGAUUCUUCCACCAUGGAAAACCACAUUAACUAAUAAAAGUAUGACCACGACAAGGUGCCAGGUUACAAAAAACUCUAUUGAAACUAAGUCAGUUUGAAUUUGCUUUUUUAACAUUUGUAAUACAUGUUCCAUGCAGUAAAUAUAGUUGGAUUAAAUCAUUAUUGAUAUUAAACAAUAAAGAAUGGAUUUACACUCGACGAAUCUAUGAAAAGAUUUGAUGUUGGCUAAGUUAUGAUGUUAAAAGAGCAAGGAGGUACUUUACGUCAGAGCAUUGAUGUCCAGAAAAAGACUGAAAAUAAAGAGCAAACAGUUGAAUAAGCUACGCUUUCCCUGCAAUACCCUUGUGAUUUUUUUUUUUUUGAUUUUUUUUUUUUUUUACUGAAAUCUAACAAGAUUUGUCUGUGUAUUUUAACUUUAUAGUAAGUUUGAAGUGUUAGUAAUGCUGUUUAAUAGAUUUUAGAUCUGUAAGAUAUGUGCUACAUUACAUGAAGAAUACUUUUUCAAAUAACUGUUGUUUUGUCUUUUAAUACCUUUUUUCUUGGAGUUUGCCAGCAGCAGUUAUGCCACUGUGGUCAAUAUAUUACACCACGAACGAGCUAAAACACAUCACAAAUUGAAAUAAAAACAUGAUUUAUAUGUGCUCUUUUUUAAUAUUGGCUGGGUUGUCUUGCUAGAAUACAAAUUUCUGUUUAUUCCAUUUUAUUUUUGAAUCACAAUCUCGCAAAACAAAAACUUAACAUUACUCAUACUGUAGUCAAGUGUAAUGUACAUGAGUCAAUCUGGCCUACAUAGGACACAAUUGAUUUUAAAGGGGACAAUUAACUUUUUUUUUUUCCCCCUCUCUCAAAUAUCAUCCAACCCUCAAACUUAAAAGAAUUGGGGUACUUGUUUCUUUGUCUGUCAAGCGUGAACAGAAAGCAUUAAGCAAACCAUUAUAGGCCAAGACUGAGUACAUUACAGGCAGAAGUUUGUGUUUAUUUCAACAAGAGAUCUAAGGCUUAUGGCACCUCCUUCCACCUCACAGCAUACUCAAACAGCAAAUACUUGGGAAAUCUUGAUAAAAUGGUGUUGCUGGCUUCCUGCAUGUUAUCGGUCUCAUUCUUAGCGUAUUUUUAUAUUUUUGGAACGGGGUGGCGCUAAAAGUGAUCCGAAGUCUUCCUGCAUCCAUCAGUUCACCAGCUUGUGUGAUACUGUCACUUCCUGCCUAAGGGUAUUUUGCUUAAAGCUACUGGAAGAUAAAAGGGAAGUUAAGCAGAACACUUGGUCCUGUGAUACAAAACUGCAUCCUAUUACACAUAUCAUUGCCUUUGUAUAUGUCCUUCACUGGAGAUUCUGCGCUUGAAUGUUUUUCACUUCCCCUCUGCACUGUAAUUGCUCAUAAAUAAAAUGAACCACAUAAUGGACCUCUUAUAGCUAUUUGCUACUGUGAUUUAAGAUAGCAAAGAACAUAUUAGGGGUAGUUAUCUUUUUU
Ctenopharyngodon idella (grass carp) is the source of this 2696-nucleotide messenger RNA. Its product is annotated as G protein pathway suppressor 2-like. The record is from RefSeq and is a predicted model, not a curated record. The transcript has 11 exons. Bases 247 to 1254 code for a protein of 335 amino acids. Gene Ontology annotation, molecular function: transcription coregulator activity. Gene Ontology annotation, biological process: regulation of transcription by RNA polymerase II. NCBI's taxonomy places the organism in Eukaryota, Metazoa, Chordata, Actinopteri, Cypriniformes, Xenocyprididae. Gene Ontology annotation, cellular component: transcription regulator complex.